Molecule: messenger RNA, 1449 nt
Organism: Leptomonas pyrrhocoris
Lineage: Eukaryota; Euglenozoa; Kinetoplastea; Trypanosomatida; Trypanosomatidae
Product: Thiol-dependent reductase 1
Exons: 1
Coding region: 106-1449 (447 amino acids)
Cellular component (GO): cytoplasm
Source: RefSeq, a predicted model, not a curated record
AGAGCUGCAUUAGACGUUUUAGUGACUGUCUAUUCACCCCUUUUAUCAAGCACAAUAUAAGCCGCUUUCAAAUCACUGCAAACCACCCGAGCAAACGAAGCUGCGAUGGCUGCGCGAGCACUGAAGCUGUACGUGGGGGCGACGUGCCCCUUCUGCCACCGGGUGGAGAUCGCGGCGCACGAGAAGAAGGUGGCGUACGAGCGCGUGGUGGUGGGCCUGCGGGAGGACAUGCCGCAGUGGUACAAGGAGAUCAACCCGCGCGAGACGGUGCCGACGCUGGAGGUGGGGGAGGCGAAGCGACUGGUGUUCGAGUCGACGCUGAUUGCGCAGUACUUCGACAACAUCGGGACGCCUGCGGGGUCGUUGAUGGGCUCGUCGCCGCUGCAGCGCCACCGUAUCGAGUUCUUCCUGAGCCAAAUGGGCGACUUCAUCGGCGCUGCGCACCAGCUGCUGGGCGAUCCGCUGAGCGCGGAGAAGCGCAAGGCGGUGGCGGAGAACGCCGCUUACGUGGACGGGCUGCUGGCGGCGAACCAGACGACGGGCCCCUUCUACUUCGACGAGGAGUUCACGAUGGCGGACGUGGCGCUGGUGCCGUUCCUGGUGCGGCUGAGGCCUGCGAUGAUGUACUACUCGGGCUACGACGUGUUCAACAAGGCGCCGCGCAUGAAGGCGCUAUGGGCUGCGGCGGCGCAGCGGCCAUCAGUUCGCGAGACGACGCUGCCGUCAGAUCAAUGCGUGGAGAACUACCGCCACCUGGUGCCGGAGAGUGCGCCGAUGAUGGGCGCGAACGGCGGGUACGUGCUGUACGGGAACAAGGCAUGCCCCUUCGUGGACCGCGCGCGGCUGGCGUGUGCGCUGCGGCGUUUCAAGCCGUACUACGUGGAGAUCGCCCUGCACCCGCAGCCGGAGUGGUACAAGUUCAUCAACCCUCGCGAGACGGUGCCUGCGCUGUUCACGCCGGAAGGCGAGGCGGUGCACGAGUCACAGCUGAUUGCGAACUACGUGGACGGCAUUGCGACGGAGGGUGCGGCGCUGCUGCCGCGCGGUGACGCGGACAAAGAGUACGAGGUGACGUUCUUCAUUGACAACGCGAGCAACUUCGUGGGCGCCAUGUACUACUUCACCAGCCACCCAGAGGACAAGGACACGAAGGCGGAGCUUCUGUGGGCUGCCGGUGAGCUGGAGAAGCAGCUGGCAAAGCACCCCUUUGGCGAAGGUCCGUUCUUUGGCGGCACACAGAUGAACCUGGGUGAUGUUUCCGUUCUGCCUUUUUUGGUGCGCUUGAAGGCCUACACGCCCGCGCUGACGGCAGGCUACAACUUGUUCAGCGAGUUCCCUCUCUUGUCUGGACUGCUGGAGGCUGGCAUGGCGAGCGCGGAGGGCAAGGAGGUCUUUCUCCCACUGAACGAGUACCUGGAGGGGACAUUGGCCCGUCGCAACCGCAAAUGA